This is a messenger RNA of Ectocarpus siliculosus, 1536 nucleotides long. Lineage: Eukaryota; Phaeophyceae; Ectocarpales; Ectocarpaceae. The record is from the annotation of a GenBank genome assembly.
AUGGACAGGAGGGGGCUGCUCCUCUGCUGCUACAUCACCACGAGUAGGCGGCGGCCUCAGCCCCACAUCCGGAAGGCGAUGGAGAUGGAGGAGUGCUGGGAUACCGACACGGAGGUAGACGAGGUCAACGACGACAACAUCGGCCCUCUUCUGGCAGCUCAACCUGACCUCCCUACUACAGCGGCGGCAACAGCAACAGCAGCAGUGCCAUCACCGAGCGAAAGGGCCGCGGCGGCCUGCUUGCCGCACGCGACCGGCGCCCACGAACAGCAGCAGCCUCCGCAGCAGGUUCCAAGUGGCGGCAGAAGAAGUGCUGCUUCUUCUUCUUCUGCCACUGGACCAACUGGUGGCACCGGCGGCAUUCCUCGCACCCCGAACUCCGACGCUAACGGUGCUACGCUCGCGCGACUAGUGUCCACAUGGGGGCCGGUGACGUCACAAGACGGGUGGCGACAGGCCGCCGCCGCCGCUGCCGCAAGCCCUGCCUCGAUGGGUGGUGUCGGCAGUGGUGUUGUGGGCCAAGUCCGGCGUGGGUUUCGGGAUGGAUUUAGUAGCAGUAGUAGUGAAACUUCUGCGCAUCGUGGCGUCCCACAAGGCGGAGCAGCAAGAGGAGAUCGCGUUGGCGGCACACGAGCCAGCACAACGAACAGGAACUCCGGAGGGGGGGGGGCGCAAGACGGGGACAGGGGCAGGGAUCAUCUCGAGGACGUAAGUGAGGGCGGGGGCGGCAGCAAUGGUUUAUUGGCGGUGGGCUUGCCUUCGGGCUUGAGUUUGGGCUUGGGUGGAGGGGCUGAAGCAAGCUUAACCGGGAUGAGCAACAACAGCGGCGGCGGCGGCGGCGGCGUGGGAGAGCCGAGUAGCUCGGGCUCUUCUGACAGCAGCAAUGAGGAUUCUUCUCCCGGUGGGGUGGAGACUAACCCGCCGGAGGAACUGUUGAGAGCUCUCGUCGGCGCUCGCAUCACGAUCGCCCUGUUACUGCUGCUCAUGUGUCACUACAUCGUGACGCACCUCUUGGGCAUCGCUGCUUUCAGCAUGGGCACAGCUAUCGUUGUGGUGUUGGACCAACGACUCUGGUCCCACUCUGGCGCACAGCGGAGGGUAAACGCGGUCGUGGAGAUGGCGUUCGUACUCUACCGGUGUCUUUUGCCGGCACCUGUCUGGCUGGAGUUUUACGGCAAGGACAGCGACUACUUCGCGGGGAUUUAUCUCGUCCUCAAGGGCAUGCAAGUCUCGUUUCGGGCAGAUCGGUUCGUCAGGGCGGCGUGCUACGUGCGAAGGGGGGAACUGGACCGAGGGAAGUUGGCCACGCCGGAAGAGGUAGCCGAGGCCGGGUCGCCGGACUGUUCCAUCUGCUACGACCGGAUGAGCCGGCCGCUGCUGCUUCCGUGCAACCACCUCUUCUGCGGGGAGUGCGUGGCCGAGUGGCUGGAGCGAGAGCGCACGUGCCCCCUCUGCCGCGCCGAGGUGCCGAGUUCCAACCCGAUUCCUAGAUCCCUGCGAGAUGGCAGAACAACCGUUGUACCGCAGAUUCUAUGA